Drosophila ananassae is the source of this 812-nucleotide messenger RNA. RefSeq names its product chromobox protein homolog 1 (gene HP1c). Lineage: Eukaryota; Metazoa; Arthropoda; Insecta; Diptera; Drosophilidae. Gene Ontology annotation, cellular component: pericentric heterochromatin; nucleus. Gene Ontology annotation, biological process: negative regulation of transcription by RNA polymerase II; chromatin organization. Gene Ontology annotation, molecular function: chromatin binding. The coding region runs from base 1 to 804 and encodes 267 amino acids. The transcript has a single exon. The record is from RefSeq and is a predicted model, not a curated record.
AUGUUAUCGAUAGUUGUCAGCAUUAUUGUGUGCACACACUGCUUGGUCAAAACAAGUAUACAUUGGAAAAUUGUAAACAACAUUAAGAAACACUCACAGUAUAUGAAAAUGGUUAAGAACGAGCCUAACUUUGUGGUGGAGCGUAUAAUCGAUAAGCGCAUUACCGGCGAAGGCAAAGUAGAGUACUUCAUCAAGUGGCGUGGCUACCCGUCGACGGACAACACAUGGGAGCCGGAGGAAAAUUGCGACUGUCCCACGCUGAUCCAACGAUUUGAAGAAUCUCGAGCCAAGUCCAAGAAACGGGGUGAGAAGAAACCCAAAUGCGAGGAGAUUCAGAAGCCGCGCGGCUACGAGCGAGGCCUAGAGCUGGCUGAGAUUGUAGGAGCUACCGACGUCACCGGUGAGAUUAAAUAUUUGGUUCGGUGGCAGUUUUGCGAUGAGUUCGAUUUGGUGCCAAGUGGCCAGCUCUCCGAGAAGGACCCCCAAAUGCUCAUUGCCUACUACCAAAAGAUGGCGCCCUAUAAUAAGCACAUAGCCAAGCGAAUGAAAGGUAUUCCCGAGGAACUACGUUUAAUGGCCUCUCGCACCGCAUAUGCUCACAUCAGUAGCGCGCCCAUGGAAACUCAUCACGAUGUAGAACCCUCGACAUCAAUGGCCAGUCAGUUGCCGCCUAUGGCGGUGGACCAUCAGGUUCAGCAGCUAUCCGACGACCCAGAUCUUGGCAACGUGGGUGUGUCCUACUCCUUUCCUGUGCCGGGAGUUGGACACAUUGCAAUAGACGUACCCUUGACGGAGAACCAAUAACCAAUCAC